AUAUUAUCUUGAUCAAUACAAAAAACCUGACUCAAUGACAGGCAUGCUAAAGUUACCUUUAUAUUAUUAUAACAUAUUCAUGAACCUGUCUUUUUUUGUUCUUGUGUUUGUUUCUGACACAAAUGUUUUGGUGAAUGGUAGAUUCUGUCAUGAAAAAAAAGUGAACAUGGUUUCUUUCUUAUUUUGAAAAAAACCACUUGAGAACUGUUGUUAUCAAUAUCUAUCCAUUACUUCAAUCUUGUUUGUUUUGUUCAAUGAAGAUGUUUAGAGGAGAAGUUUUUCUAUGUUUUGUUACAUUGUUCAUGUUUUGGAGUUGUGCAAAUGCUUUGCUUUCUCCUAAGGGAAUUAACUUUGAAGUGCAAGCUUUAGUGAGUAUAAAAGAAUCAUUAAUGGAUCCUCAUGGAAUUUUUGAAAAUUGGGAUGGUGAUGCUGUUGAUCCAUGUAGUUGGAAUAUGGUUACUUGUUCUCCUGAGAAUCUUGUUGUUAGUUUGGGCAUUCCUAGUCAAAAUUUAUCUGGUACAUUAUCUUCAAGCAUAGGAAACUUAACCAAUCUUCAAACAGUUGUGUUACAGAAUAACAACAUAACUGGACCAAUACCUUCAGAGCUAGGAAAACUUUCCAUGCUUCAAACACUUGACCUCUCUGAUAACCUCUUCCAUGGAAAAAUUCCUCCUUCUCUUGGUCAUCUGAGAAACCUUCAGUACUUGAGGCUUAACAAUAACAGUUUCUCUGGUGAAUGUCCUGAGUCACUUGCUAACAUGGCACAACUUGCUUUUCUUGAUUUAUCAUUCAACAAUCUUACUGGUAAUGUGCCUAGAAUUUUGGCGAAAUCAUUCAGUAUUGUUGGAAACCCUCUGGUAUGUGCAACAGAGAAACAAACAAACUGCCAUGGCAUGAAACUCAUGCCUAUGUCAAUGAACUUAAACAAUACUAACUAUGCAUUACCAUCAAGAAGAACAAAAGCUCACAAAAUGGCCAUUGUCUUUGGUUUAAGUCUUGGAUGCCUUUGUUUGUUAGUCCUUGGUUUUGGAUUUAUACUUUGGAGGAGACACAAACAUAAUCAACAAGCAUUCUUUGAUGUUAAAGACCGAAAUCACGAAGAAGUCUACCUAGGAAACUUGAAGAGGUUUCCAUUAAGAGAACUCCAGAUUGCUACUCACAACUUCAGCAACAAGAACAUAUUGGGAAAAGGAGGUUUUGGAAAUGUCUACAAAGGAAUUCUUUCAGAUGGCACACUUGUUGCCGUAAAGAGGCUCAAAGACGGCAAUGCGAAGGGAGGAGAGAUACAAUUUCAGACUGAAGUUGAAAUGAUCAGCUUGGCAGUGCAUCGAAACCUUCUCAAAUUGUAUGGAUUUUGUAUGACAACAUCAGAAAGACUUUUAGUUUACCCCUACAUGUCCAAUGGAAGCGUCGCUUCGCGUCUGAAGGCUAAACCAGUGUUGGAUUGGGGGACAAGGAAGCAAAUUGCAUUAGGAGCAGCAAGAGGACUAUUAUACCUUCAUGAGCAAUGUGAUCCAAAGAUAAUCCAUAGAGAUGUGAAAGCUGCAAAUAUAUUACUUGAUGAUUAUUGUGAAGCAAUAGUUGGUGAUUUUGGUUUGGCAAAGCUUUUAGACCACAAAGAUUCACAUGUAACAACUGCAGUGAGGGGGACAGUAGGGCAUAUAGCUCCUGAGUAUCUUUCCACAGGACAAUCUUCUGAAAAGACUGAUGUUUUUGGAUUUGGCAUUUUGCUUCUUGAAUUGAUCACAGGUUUGAGGGCCCUUGAAUUUGGAAAAGCAGCCAACCAAAAAGGAGUCAUGCUUGAUUGGGUGAAGAAAAUUCAUCAAGAGAAGAAGCUAGACUUGCUUGUAGACAAGGAUCUCAAGAACAACUAUGACAAGAAUGAGCUGGAGGAAAUUGUUCAGGUUGCACUCUUGUGUACACAAUAUCUUCCAGCCCACAGACCGAAAAUGUCCGAAGUCGUACGCAUGCUUGAAGGCGACGGUCUUGCCGAAAAAUGGGAAGCUUCUCAAAGAGCGGAUAACACUACCAAGGGCAAACCGUAUGAAUUAUCUUCAUCAGAUCGAUUUUCUGAUCUUACCGAUGAUUCUUCUUUGUUAAUCCAAGCCAUGGAGCUUUCUGGUCCAAGGUGAAAUUUUCCUAGACAUUUUUUUUUUUAGUUUAAUAGAUUUUUGUUUUUAUUAUUCUGUUUUCUAGUUUUCUAAAUAGGUUUCUAUAGAAAGUAUAUGAAAUUUAAGAUCAUGUGAUAGUUGGUUCCAUUUAGAUAAUCCAUGAGGGUUAUAUGUUGUAUGAUAGAAGUGUUCCAAAGCUGAAAAAGGCUGCUGGUUUUUGCAAAUGUAUAUAUACUUAUUUGUUGAACUUGAAUUUGUAAUGCAUAUAUUUGUAACAUUAAAAGUAAAUGAAGACCUUUACUAGGUUUUUUUU
Molecule: messenger RNA, 2424 nt
Organism: Medicago truncatula (barrel medic)
Lineage: Eukaryota; Viridiplantae; Streptophyta; Magnoliopsida; Fabales; Fabaceae
Product: protein NSP-INTERACTING KINASE 1
Exons: 11
Coding region: 255-2132 (625 amino acids)
Biological process (GO): protein phosphorylation
Molecular function (GO): protein kinase activity; ATP binding
Source: RefSeq, a predicted model, not a curated record